Messenger RNA from Laccaria bicolor S238N-H82, 759 nucleotides. RefSeq lists its product as uncharacterized. The transcript is spliced from 5 exons. The record is from RefSeq and is a predicted model, not a curated record. The coding region runs from base 1 to 759 and encodes 252 amino acids. Lineage: Eukaryota; Fungi; Basidiomycota; Agaricomycetes; Agaricales; Hydnangiaceae.
AUGAUAUUCUCCCCGCCCGUCGCAGCGCUCUGCGGUUUCCUCUGUUCACCAAAUGCACUGAGGCCAGGUGUGUGCGGUAUCUGGCCCGCUGCACCCUCUCCCUGCGGAUUUCGACGCUUGGGCCGAUGUUUGCUUGUGUCUGUGAAGCGAUGGGGCCAAGGGACAUGGGGGAGUGUAGUAUGGUGGAUUUAUGCGGGAAUGCGGGAUAUGCUGGUGUCUGGGGGGUCGUUUGGGCGUCGAAUGUGGGUCCUAGGCGGUGAUUUGCUUCCGUUCUUGUGGAUGGAGAUAGGAACACAGAUAUGCUGCAAUGCUGAUCUCUCGACCUCCUCUUCAAAUUCUUCACCUCCUGGUGUCUCCGUAUCGUCCCGACGCUCAUCCUUCAAGACAUGUACCGAGCAAUCGUUGUUCCCCGCUCCCACACCCUGCCCAAGACGCCAUUACUCGCCCAUGCUGCAUAAGGCUCUCGUAGCGCUGGGGACAGUGUUUCUCGAUGACCCAAACAUCCGGGACUUCAAGUCCCGUUGUUGUUUUGCUGAUGCUGCGAAGUGCUAUCUAGAGGUGGAAUGCCAAAAACCUCAGUUGAGCGUGGUGCACGCGUUCGACUUCAUGGCUGCCUUCCAUGCUUCUCAGGGGGAUCAGACCCUUGGGUUCCUCUAUUUUGGCAUGAGUGCCCGGAUGGGCCAAGUCCUGGGUCUAGCUGUCGAUUGCUCGGACUGGGUCAAACUCGGUCUCAUCGACGAGACUGAGAGGCUUGACUGA